UUAUCUCUGGCUGGUGGGAUUGUGAGUGAUUUUCCUCCUGCUUUAUACUUUUCUGUACUUUUAACUUUUCUACAGCAGGCAACUUGUAUAUUGGAGUGGGGAGGAGGUCAACAAAAUAAUUUGGAAAAAGGUAAUAAAAGAAGUCAGAAGGGUGAUGGGGGUUUGUAAAAGCAGAGCUCACUGAAGACAGAUUCCAACAAACUGCCUGGUGGAAAGGGUGGGGACAAUGGGAGAAGAUCCCAAAGUGAGCUGGGGAAAGCCUUCACUUCUUGUCGUGUUCACCGUGCUGGGACCAGGAGGAACAAAGACACAUGAAGAUCAUAGAUGAGACCACGGCCCAGCUACAAGACCUGAAGAAUCAGCACCUGGCCAGGAAGUCAGAGGUGAAUGACAAGAACCACGAAAUGGAGGAGAUUCGUAAGAAACUGGGGGGUGCCAACAAGGAAAUGACCCAUUUACAGAAGGAGGUAACAGCCAUUGAGACCAAGCUUGAACAGAAACGCAGUGACCACCACAACCUGCUACAGGCCUGCAAGAUGCACUGUCUAAGGGCACCAUGGACGAUAUUAGUCAGGAAGAGGUGAGUAUUAUUGCUGGUGGUGGGUGUGGGCUGUGAACAACAUAACCAGGAAUGGGGGAUGAAGGUGGCUAGGGAGGGAAGGUGAGAGAGAGAGAGAAAAGGAUGGUGGGUGCAGGUGAUGAGAGACAAAAGGACGGAUGCAGGGGAGAUGAGGCAGGGUGAGGCUGUGAAGGCAGGUGAGGUGAAAGGUAAUAGC
Molecule: messenger RNA, 776 nt
Organism: Aethalodelphis obliquidens (Pacific white-sided dolphin)
Lineage: Eukaryota; Metazoa; Chordata; Mammalia; Artiodactyla; Delphinidae
Gene: SMC1A
Product: structural maintenance of chromosomes 1A
Exons: 2
Coding region: 312-584 (90 amino acids)
Biological process (GO): sister chromatid cohesion
Cellular component (GO): meiotic cohesin complex; nucleus
Molecular function (GO): DNA binding
Source: RefSeq, a predicted model, not a curated record